AUGUCCAAGACCAUUGCUAUUAUAGGAGUUACUGGAGCCCAGGGAGGAUCUGUGGCUCAAACAUUCCUCCAGCUCCCCGGGUGGAAUGUCCGUGGCGUCACACGGAAUCCCGAAGGAGAGUCUGCGAAUCGUCUCAAGUCCGAGGGCGUUGAGAUCGUUCAAGGCGAUCUCGAUGACAAGCAAUCAUUGAUUCAGGCAUUCAAUGGUGCUCACGUCAUCUUCUCCAACACAGACUUCUUCACCCAUCUACAGCAGGCAAUGGCCCAGCCCGAUAUAACCAAGGACCGGACGAAGCUCGAGUACUCCUACGAUCGAGAAGUCGCCCAAGGCAUUAGAAUUGCAGAAGCAGCAGCGGACCCCUCGGUCAUCAAGACUCUGGAGCGCUUCGUCAUGUCGACGCUUAGCCAUGCCACCAAAUGGAGUGGUGGGAAGUACGCAAAGGUCUAUCAUUUCGACAGCAAAGCCGCAAUGAUCAAGGCUACUGAAGAACGCUUCCCGGAAGUAGCAGCUAGAAUGAGCACCGUGACUAUUGGGCACUACGUCACAGUCUGGAAGCUUUUUGACAAGCUCGGUCCCAAGCUUCAGCCAGACGGUAGUUACUUGAUGUCCAGAACCACGCCGCCGGAUUUCAAGAUGCCAUUCAUCGUCACAGAGCGGGAUACAGGUAGCUUUGUCAAGGCCUUAGUUGACCUGCCACCUAAGAAACAUAUUCUGGGCGUCUCGGAGGAGAUGACCUUGCCUAAAUGGGUGGAGAUAUGGGGGCGUGUUAAUGGAGUGAAGGCUUCGUAUAAGGAGAUUUCACGAGAGGAACUGUUCGAAGGCGUUCCGGAGGACUUUUCCAACGAGAUCGGGGAUGCUUUCGAUUACUUCCAUGAGUUUGGUUUGUCUGGUGGGGAUCCAGCAGUGUUGCGUCCAGACCAGCUUGGAGUUAAAAUUCCGCUCACCUCGAUGGAGGAGUAUAUCAGAAGUGAAGACUGGUCUACAGUUAUUCAGUAA
Fusarium fujikuroi IMI 58289 is the source of this 996-nucleotide messenger RNA. RefSeq names its product related to nitrogen metabolic regulation protein nmr. The coding region runs from base 1 to 996 and encodes 331 amino acids. The transcript has 2 exons. Lineage: Eukaryota; Fungi; Ascomycota; Sordariomycetes; Hypocreales; Nectriaceae. The record is from RefSeq and is a predicted model, not a curated record.